Fusarium fujikuroi IMI 58289 is the source of this 834-nucleotide messenger RNA. RefSeq lists its product as uncharacterized. The transcript has 3 exons. The record is from RefSeq and is a predicted model, not a curated record. The coding region runs from base 1 to 834 and encodes 277 amino acids. Lineage: Eukaryota; Fungi; Ascomycota; Sordariomycetes; Hypocreales; Nectriaceae.
AUGGGUCCAUUUACAAGCGUGACAGUAUUUGUGGCCUGGUGCCAUUGGGCUUGCAUUGCCGCCGCUCAAGCUGAGUUUCCUAGUUGCGCCAGCAAUUGCUAUACUGGUUUAGUUAGCAGCAGCUCAUCACCUACAACAAACUGCAACAGUUUCGAUUACAAGUGUAUCUGUCAAGAUGAGGAUUACCUCGAAGAGCAGAUAUGUUGUUUACACAAGGAAUGUUCCGACGGAGAUCGCGAGGCUGCUGAGGGCUAUGCAAGAUCUGUCUGCCAAGCUGUUGGUGUGACUUUAGGUCACAACCUGACUUGUUCCACUCUAUCGGCAUCAGCUUCAAGCACAGCUACAGAGGUUUCAGGAGGCAGCACCAAGACCGAUACUGCAGACUCCUCCGCAUCGCUAGACUUAUCCUCUGGCAAUAGCGGAAGCGGGGAUGAAAGCUCAAAGACUCACAUAGCUCACCAAACAUCGCAACAUAGAAUUAAAACUGGAUUGGGCGCGGGCCUGGGAGCAGGGAUACCUAUCCUGGGUGCCAUUAUAGGUGCCAUUACCUGGUAUUUAAAGAGGAAGAAACGCCAGUCUCUUACACAGACACCACAAGCCAACGCAACAGCUCAGCCUCCAUUUGAUCCCGCGGCCCCAACUCAAGAAGUUCAAUAUGUUCACGAGGCACCUGGUACUUCAUUUUACCCUAUGCCACAAACACAUACUCAGACUACAGCACAUCCGCAGCAGCCAGUAUUUGAAGCAUACGGGUCGCCUGUGAACAAUGGAGAAGGCCUAAACAGCGUCACAAAGCUUCCUACUGCUCAUGAACUGCCAGUAGGAAGGACAUGA